Messenger RNA from Corticium candelabrum, 1590 nucleotides. RefSeq lists its product as uncharacterized. NCBI's taxonomy places the organism in Eukaryota, Metazoa, Porifera, Homoscleromorpha, Homosclerophorida, Plakinidae. The record is from RefSeq and is a predicted model, not a curated record. Gene Ontology annotation, molecular function: nucleic acid binding. The transcript is spliced from 2 exons. Gene Ontology annotation, biological process: DNA integration. The coding region runs from base 1 to 1590 and encodes 529 amino acids.
AUGGGUCGCUAUAAAUGGAAACGAAUGCCGUUUGGGAUAUCUCCAGCACCAGAAGUAUUCCAAAGAAGAUUCAAUCAAGCACUGGAAGGACUGAAUUAUAUCUAUGUUAUUGCUGACGACAUACUGGUUACGGGCGGAGGUUCCACUCUUGAAGAGGCGAGAACAAAUCACGACCAGAAUCUACUCGCUUUACUGAAGCGUUGUAGAGAUAAAGGUAUUAAGUUAAAUAAAGAGAAAUUUCGAUUGAGAGAACAGCAAGUGACAUAUAUGGGCCAUAUUCUUACAGAAAACGGGCUGAAACCUGAUCCAGAAAAAGUUAAUGCAAUUCUGCAAAUGCCUAAACCUGAAAAUGUUGAAAGUGUUCGGCGGCUUCUUGGCAUAGCUAACUAUUUAUCAAGAUAUCUGCCGAAGCUUGCUGAUACGUGUGAGCCAGUGAGAGAAUUGAGUCGUCCGAAUAAUGCAUGGGAGUCAGACAAACAAGAACGGGCGCUAAGAGAAAUCAAACAAGCUUUAAUUACAGCACCAGUUCUGAGAUAUUUCGACACGACAAAACCCACAUUAAUGGAGUGUGACGCAUCCAGUUUGGGAUUGGGGGCUGCAAAGAUACGAUCUCAAAAGAGCAGGAGCAGUAGAGUGGAGAAUGGCCUUGAAAUUCUGAAGACGCAGUCGACAUUUGAAAAGAAAUUAGAACAAAUUGCAGCUGUAGAUUGUUACUUCAUUACGACAAGCAAGUUACAAGAGAUUCAGCGAGAAACAGCAGUUGAUGAUACCUUGCAAGCGUUACAAAACGUUAUUCUUAACGGAUGGCCAGAGGAUAAGAAGAGCCUGAAACCUUGUGUCCACCUGUAUUUUCCCUUUAGAGACGAGCUUGUCGUUGAAGAUGGUGUGGUGUACGGAGGAAAUCGCUGUAUAAUACCUCUCUCUCUUAGACGAUUUACAUUAGGACGAAUACAUCAAGCACACAUCGAAAUUGGAGGAUGUGUCAGAAGAGCCAGAGAUUCAGUGUUUUGGUCGGGAAUUAAUGGAGCGAUUGCCGAUUAUGUCGGCAAAUGUGAAGUCUGCAGAACAUACGAAAGACGACAACCACAAGAAACACUUCUCUAUCACGAGAUACCGAAACUGCUAUGGGCUAAGGUAGGCAUAGACUUAAUGAGCUUCCAUGAGAGGAACUAUCUUAUUGUAGUAGAUUACUUUAGCAGAUUCAUAGAAGUGGAUCCGCUAAUUGACACUACGUCAAAGACGGUCAUAUCAAAAUUAAAGGCUCAGUUUGCCCGUCAUGGAAUUCCCCAGAGGGUGGUGACAGAUACCGACCCACAGUUCUUCGCUAGUGAAUUUCAACAAUUCGCUAAAAAGUGGGAAUUUGAUCAUAUAACAACAAGUCCGUAUCAUUCCCAAAGCAACGGCAAAGUGGAAAGUGCAGUGAAAAUAUGUAAGCAUCUGAUGGUGAAAGCCCUAGAGGCACGGGAAGACCCGUGGAUGGCUUUGUUGGAUCAACGAAAUACACCACCGCAAGGAACAACAAGUCCUAACGGGCUGUUGCCUAUGAAGCCCGAUCUACUUAAGUGGUCGAGGGGAUCUCCCAACAAUUAG